Messenger RNA from Trematosphaeria pertusa, 2748 nucleotides. RefSeq lists its product as uncharacterized. The record is from RefSeq and is a predicted model, not a curated record. The transcript has 5 exons. Lineage: Eukaryota; Fungi; Ascomycota; Dothideomycetes; Pleosporales; Trematosphaeriaceae. The coding region runs from base 466 to 2748 and encodes 760 amino acids.
GUGGAUCUAUACGAAGGUCGAGAGCUCUGCGGUAGAACCGUCUCCAAGAUUAGCACGGACGUUUGCCAAUCUCGUCGCUUCCAUCCUCCGCUUCGCCGGCGACCUCGAUCCUCCCAAGCAAGCAGUUCCUGGAUCUCCAUGCCUCAGGCUUGUUCGAAAUCUCGUACACCAAGGGUACUUUCAUCUAUGCUGCAUGUAAUAGCCUCUAUUCCAAGGCAUCACCAUGCUCUCGGGCUCUCCAGAUGUCAGCUCUGCCUUCAUCUCUGGUCAGAGGCAUGUUUUUUGAUCUCGCCAUGCCACAGUGAACUCCAUCAGCCUCGGUUGGAGCCGCCAUCUAUAGCAGUAUAAACCGGCUAUGAUCCACUUCGAUGCUUCCCUCUUCCUACGGGACCUGCAGCGUCCAAUUGGCCUGGAAGUGAUCAUUCGUUCUAAGAAGAAUACUCCACUGUGCAUUAUUAACCGGCCAUGAAAGGCAUAUGCCUCUCCUUUGCCGUUCUAUGGCUCCUGCAGCUUGUCGCUGCCUCUGGUGACCUAGUCGAGCUGGUCCCACUCCCUCGUCAUCUCUGGGACCAAUCCAUCCGUAAGCGGGAUGAAGCUACUGAGGCUGCCAACGUCACCUUGAUGGACCACGAGCAAAUGCUUUGGACUAGCCCUCCCAAUGAUACGCAUCCGAAGAUUGUGUCCAUGGUCCUCUGGACUGGACAGGACCGGCUCAUCCUCGACAUGGCCAAGUUUGGCUGGGAGCUCAAGACCGUGAAUUGCACCGAGAACAUGAUGGUGCAGUUCCGUCACAACAUCAGCUUCCAGGCCGCGAAGAAGCAAUGGGACUGGGUCAACUUCAACGGCAUGCGCUCUUUCGUCAUGAUCGCGGAUCACAUCAAGUGCGGUAGGGACUGGUCGCCGAACCCAUGGCUCGUCAGCACCGUUCGUUUCGAUCCGUCUACACUGAAAGUCUUCAUGGAGGCUGAGAAGAAGACCUGGAAGAACAUAACCCGCUCCUACGCCAUGGACUUUGGGGAAGUGCAGACUGGACGCAAGCGGCUCCUGGACUUCAACCUCGACAAAGCAUUUACCCUUGACCUCGCUUCAACGUUUCCCAGCAAGAUCAUUGCCAAGAACUGGACUUCAGGUAACACAAAAGCUUCUUUCGGAGUGAGCUGCGUCGACUGCGGUACGUCAGGCCAGCUUGUGUUUGCUGGCCACAUCGAGGGCAGCGCUUUCGGUGGUAUCGACAAAUUUAUGGUCAGCGCUACUCCAGUGGGUCUUCAAGCUGCUCUCAAUCUUGAGGUCGCUUUUGAAGGCAUCUACAAAUUCACCAAUAACAAAGAGGAGUUUGAUCUCCUCACUAUCCCUUUGCCCUAUGGCUGGACCAUCCCCGGCGUGUUGACGUUCGGUCCGAACGCCAAGGUCAUUGCAGGGUACUCGCUCGACAGUAUCCAAGGAUCAGCAACCGUUACCACCGGUGUGGCAGCAAAGAUCCCGGACGACUCCCUAGCGAAGGUCGACCUCUUUGGCAAGAAGAAGCUCGAUGUCCAUGGCUGGAUUCCGACAUUCGAGACUAAGCCACUCGAGAUACAAGCCGAGAUCACUGCCGGUGCAUCCCUUUACACUAAGCUCGCAGUAGCUGUUAGCAUUGAAGUUCUCGAUGAGAACGGUGUCAACGUGGACGUGAAUCUUCAGUUCCCGAAGCUCAUUAUUGCUGCCACUGGUGGCUAUAACGCGGAGGGCUUUUGCUCGACCGGUGGCGAUACUUUCGGCGUCUCCCUGGAUGUCUCCCUUGGUUGUGAGCUCGAGCUGGAGGGGUGGGCAGAGGUCGAUGGGAACCGCAAAGUUCUCUUCGAGGUCGACCUGUACGAAAACGAUCACCUCUAUGACUUUCCUACCCUUUGUAUAGGUAUGGGCGGAGACAGCGAUUCGUCCUGCGCUGCCGUUCCCCAAACUGACGAUGCGGACUGGUUCUACAAUGAAAUCGACUCGCCCAACGACAACGACUCAUUUGACGAGGACCCUUACGCCACCCCUUACCCUACUGGACUUAGCAUACGCAAGCGCAACGUCAAAGACCCGUACUUUAUGGAAUGCGACAAAUGUGAGGGUGAGAACUGCAAGCGGCAGUAUCCGAUUCAGAUGAGGCCGUAUCCUGGGCCAGGCAACCUGGCUAAAAAUGUAGCCAGCGGGAAAGCCGAUGUCCCAGUCAUGGAGCCAGGCUCUUAUGACUGCGAUGACAGCGAUUGGCACAACUGUGAUGUAGGUAAAUGGGGUGUCAGCCCAUCAAGUGUCCCAGCACCCCAGGCUCCCGCCAAGGUCGGCGACCUCUGGGAUGCGGAGCAUGUCUACGAAGGCGACUUCAUCAAAUCGUUCCUUGAUCAUCUCUACGAGACCCAUUUCAAAGCGCAGGGCGAGAAGGAAGGGUGUGCCGCUCUGGCUGGCAUCUUCAAGCUCAAGGAGGGCGGGGGCUGGAUGGACCAGCUGAUGAAUCAGCUCGGCAGAACAUACACUGUCAACAAGACCAUGACUCUUUUCACCAAGAAGGAGAACCAGCUUAAGCACCGUGUAAGUGACAUUGUGCAGAUCGAUAGUAAGGCGGAAGAUUCCCCCAGCAAGGAUGUCAGGCUGUGUAGGAUUCGCCGCGUUGUCAACUCCUGCAGAUACCUGAUGCAUGAGAAGACGAAGGACCGCAUGAGGUGGUCCAUCGUCGGAUAUACUCUCAAGAGCGGUCCCUUUCCCGGAGUCAAUGGCAUCUUGUAA